AUGGAUCGCUACGUCCUGAUCCUGAGCUGGGGGGAGCGCAGGAGCGAAGGUGCUGCGGCGGGCGGCUCGGGAGCAGCAGGGACUGCUGCAAACGUUUAUCAGCUCCUGAAAGAAAGAUGUAACUCAUCUAUAAAUGCAGAUAGGAGCACAUUUCCAGCAUGUUCUGUGGCUGGUAUUCCAGGUGUAAAGAAAUGGUAUUUUGCUAGUCAUGUUAUAUGUGGUUUUAAUCAGUUCUGCAGUUCUGACUGGGAAGAAAUAAACUUUGACCCAGGGAAAAAUGAAGACUGUCUCCACACAAGUAUUGAUGAAUGCCUGGGAGCCAUACAGAACUUUGAGGAAGAAGACACUAACAGUAGAGAGUCGCUGUCUAUGGCUGAUGUCUAUGAUGAAGCUGCAGAAAGUCUGCAUCAGUUAGCUGAUAAACUUCCUGCCCCAGGCAGAGCAAUUGUUGAUGUAAUACUACAGGGUGUUGAACAGGAUGGACCGAAGUUAAAAGACUGCUUACCUGCUGUUGGUGCCCUGAAACACCUGAGGGAAUGGCACUCUGCACAAAUCACCAUUGCAGUGAAUGACUCUAAAGGUAGCUGGCAAAAGAUUGUAGACUAUCUAUCAGCAGACUUUGUAUCUUCAGAUAGUGUAAUGAAUGCUAUUGAUGUAAAAGAGCUCUGGAGAGGAAAGGUUCAGAUAUGGGAAAGAAAGUUUGGAUCAGAAGUUACAUUUCCAGAAUUUUGUAUAAAGAGCACUUCAGCAAAAGCAUUCAGCACUGCACAUUUAAGUUCUUGUUUUGCUGUUAAAAAAGAACAAGACUUGAAGAAUACUAAUGAUUUGCCAGAGGUUUUUCAUUACUAUGGUCCUGCUUUAGAAUUUUUACAGAUGGUGGUGCUCUCUGAUCUACCUUCCUUUUUUAUAUCAGAUCUGGAAUUUGAGCUAUAUCCUUUUUUAAAUUUGUCAAGAAAGAGUCUGAAGGGGACAUCUACGUUACUUCUAGACCAGAUUUCCUCUCUCUCUGGGAAGGUGGGAGCUUUGUUUACAUUGCCAUGUAAUGUAAGCAGUGUAGUGAUUCCAUCCUCUGCCCAACUGAGUGCCAAGAAAUGGAAAGAAUACAUGGCUAGGAAACCCAAGGUCAUUACUGUUCCAGAAGUUGAACUGAAAGGAGAAUCUUGCCGAUACUACUUCUUGUUACAAGGCAAUGGCUUUGGAGGAUGUAAAGCAACCUUGAUUCAUUCAGCUAGCCAGAUUAAUGGUAUGGCCACUCUUGCUGUAGUAAAUGGGAAGCUAAAGGCAAAAGAAGAAACAGAGUCAAGCUUUCACAUUGCUGAUUUUAUCAAGUCUCUGCCACAUUUUUGUGGAGAGGAGCUAGUACAGAGAGAAAAGGAACUGUGUCGUCUUCAGGUGUUUGCCUUGAAGGAGUAUCUCAAGAAAAAGGAACUGAUCAAGAGGCCUCCCGUUAUUUCUACUGAUGAGCUCAAAAACUUGUUUGAACUUACACGAGAAUAUUUUUUGGACCUGUGCAGCAGCAGUCUUCCUAGACCUGUUCUGCCAAAGGUUUCCAAUGACAGUAGGCCACGCACUGUGACUUCUGAAUCUGAUUUAAUGGAGACAAAUCCAUUGGAAUGGCCAGAAAGACAUGUUCUUCAGAAUUUGGAAAACUUUGAAAAAAACAAGCAAAAAAUGAGAGUUUCUAUGUUUGCACAUUCAUCUGAACAAUUGCUGGGGCAUAAAGACAGCCAACGAGAAUCAUUGACAUUGCUUGAUGCUAAAGAAUUACUGAAAUAUUUCACACCAGAAGGGCUACCGGUUGGUGAUCUUCAGCCACUACAAAUUCCCAAACGUGAAAAUGGAUUCCUUUUGACACCAGAGCUUACUCCUCGGAAACUCAGGGGUUUACCUUUUGAAAAAGCAGCUGGAUGCCAUUAUCAUGGCCUUGAAUACUGUCUGGAUAACAGAAGAGCCUUAGAGAGAGAUGUGGGAUAUGCUGAACUUCAAACUCGUCUUAUUCGCUAUGAAACUCAGACGACUUGCACCAAGGAGUGCUGCCCUGUGCCAGUUGUCUUGAGCCCUCUGCCAUCUCCUGCAGUCUUGUCAGAGCCUGGAAGUGUCCCUGAUGGAGAAUCUUUACAAAGUGAAUUCAAAACUGAGGCAUCAAGGCUAAAACGCAGAUCAAAAGACCUGGAUUACCUUUAUCCCAAGAAAAGGCUAACCAAAUCUGAGAGUACAGACUCUCUCCUUUCUCAGGCAAGUGGAAGUAGUGGGAGUCUCUGUACAGUUGCUGUAACAAGGAAUCGUUCUGCAAGAUCAGUGUCUUCAGCUUCCAUGCCAUUGAAACAGCCUGGCCCACCCCACAAAGUAACCACUCAGGUUGGCUCAGAAAAUCCUAUAAGUGCAACUGAAUCUGAGACUUCCAAGCCAGCUAAAGAAUCAAGAUCUCAGAAGCAUACCAGGAUGCUGAAAGAGGUGGUUGCUAAGAGUCUUCAAAAACAUGGGAUUGCAGAGGAUCACAGGUGCUUUGCAUCGUGCAGCCAGCGUCUAUUUGAGAUAUCAAAGUUUUAUUUAAAGGAUCUUAAAACUUCUAGAGGACUGCUUGAUGAAAUGAAGAAAACAGCAAAUAACAAUGCUAAACAGGUGAUUGAAUGGGUUUUGGAGAAGAGUGUCAAAUAGAGGUACUGACUGGCUGCUAUUCACACCUUCCUAGAAAAUGCAGAGAGAGCACUUCCAAUUGCAACAAACACAUAAACUGCCUGACAUGUCAGUGUCUACCCACUGGAAGGACUUUGGUGAGUCUAAUUUUAUAGACUCAA
This is a messenger RNA of Calypte anna (Anna's hummingbird), 2798 nucleotides long. It is a transcript of the gene MTBP, whose product is annotated as MDM2 binding protein. The transcript has 22 exons. Lineage: Eukaryota; Metazoa; Chordata; Aves; Apodiformes; Trochilidae. The record is from RefSeq and is a predicted model, not a curated record. Bases 1 to 2658 code for a protein of 885 amino acids. Gene Ontology annotation, biological process: protein localization to kinetochore; traversing start control point of mitotic cell cycle; regulation of protein ubiquitination. Gene Ontology annotation, cellular component: kinetochore.